AUGAAUCUAGUGGAGCUCAAGAACCUGCGGCCGCAGCUCUACUCCGCUUCUGAGUACUACGAGAAGUCCUACCUCAACACCUACCAGAAGCAGAUCCGCCGCCACCUCCUCCCUCGAUCCAGUCCUCUCCCCGGCCUCCUUUCCCCGAUCCAGUCCUCUCCCCAUCGCUCCCACCCACCGCCGACCUUGCAGCCCUCCUCACCAUCGCCGCCGACCUCGUCUCCCUCCCUCCCCACCGCUCUCCCACCAGGCGCUCUUCGCGGCCCUCCGAUCCGCGGACGCCGAGGCCAUGCGCCGCCUCCUGGCCGGCGCCAAGGAGUCUGCGCUCUACGUCGUGGAGGACACCGAGGCCAUGCACCGGCCAACGGCAAGGACGCCUCCCCUCCUCCCCGUCCCCGUCCCCCGCCCCCACCCGCCGGGCCCGCGCUCCCCGGCAACGCGGAGGAGUACGUGUGCGGCUCCAUCGAGGCCUCCCUCGGCCUCCCCGUGCCCGACCGCUCGCUCCGCGCCAAGCUCGCCGCCUCCGAGGACCUGCGCCGCCGCCUCCAGGACCGUGUCUUCACGCUCGAGGAGGACCUCCACGCCGCCGCCCGCCGCAUCGACCUCCUCAGGAACGAGUUGGCGAUGAACGCGGAGGGGAUCCAGCGGUGCGUGGAGGAGAAGGAGGCCGUGGCGACCGCGCGCGACCAGCUCGCCGCCCACGCCGCCAGGCUCGAGAAGGAGUGCGUCCUCUACGAGCAUGACCUAGAGCGCGCCAUGGAGUCCUGCGACGAGCUCGCCAGGGAGAGCGACGACCUGCGCAAGUGCCUCCGGGACGCCCCCGACGUUACCGCACUGAACAAUGAAGUGGAAGCCCUACAGAGGGACAAGGAGAUACUGAGGACCAAUCUAAACAAAGCAGAGGAGGAAACCCUACCGCUCGCCGCUCUCCAUGCGCCGCCUCUCCAACUUUGCCGUGAAGGGAAAGUUUAG
Molecule: messenger RNA, 972 nt
Organism: Triticum dicoccoides
Lineage: Eukaryota; Viridiplantae; Streptophyta; Magnoliopsida; Poales; Poaceae
Product: programmed cell death protein 7-like
Exons: 6
Coding region: 1-972 (323 amino acids)
Source: RefSeq, a predicted model, not a curated record